CGCGCCUUGAUCCAAGAGUGUUCACAGUCCGGAACAUGGGGUUGGCCACUCAUGAUAAUCUAACUAUGAAUGCCAUGUUUCUGUCAAACCCAGAACCGUCAUCGUUCACAUGGACUUUCCAGAACUCUUCACAUAAUUCUUUUACUGAGCUAAUCGACGGGACAGACAACUUUGUUAUACAUAAUGCACCUUUUACAUCGAACCUGUCAGCUUUGUCAAUGGGGACACGUACGAACAUAAAAGAGGCCUGGUUUGGAUUAUAUAAGGUUACAGCAAUAAACAGUGAAGGCAACGGGACAGUCACUUUCAUAGUUGCAGCUACAGGAAAACCAAACCCCCCGUAUGAAGGUACAGCUGUGUGUCAAAAUACAGAUCGUGCAAUCUUAAGCUGGAGAUCGGCAUUCAACGGGGGAGCUGACCAGACAUUUGCUGUUGGAAGAAGGCAAAAUGAAAAGGACAACUUUGUUAUUGAUCAAGCCCUCGACCGAGUCCAGGACCCGGGGCAGGACCGAAUCAUCAAUAUAACGGUAUUUGGCCUGUCGCCUGGUACACAGCAUCUAUUCACAGUAUAUGCUGUGAAUACUUUUGGGAACUCGACAUUUAUAAAGGACGUAAACUGCACUACAAAAGUUACAGAAUCCUCCCCUGAGAACUCUCCUUUAGGAGCGAUACUUGGCGGAGUGGGUGGAUUUGUGGUUGCUAUCAUUGUUAUAGUUGUUAUAGUUGUCAUCGUUAUAACGAAGAGAAGGACAUCUGGAAAAAACACAAGAGAUGAUGAUACUGAGAUGAUUCCAAGGGUUGGGAGAUCCGCCGAAGAUGACAGUUCAGGCUCUUGA
Messenger RNA from Mizuhopecten yessoensis (Yesso scallop), 836 nucleotides. Its product is annotated as nephrin-like. Lineage: Eukaryota; Metazoa; Mollusca; Bivalvia; Pectinida; Pectinidae. The transcript has 6 exons. Bases 36 to 836 code for a protein of 266 amino acids. Gene Ontology annotation, molecular function: protein binding. The record is from RefSeq and is a predicted model, not a curated record.